Messenger RNA from Apis dorsata (giant honeybee), 1129 nucleotides. RefSeq lists its product as uncharacterized. Lineage: Eukaryota; Metazoa; Arthropoda; Insecta; Hymenoptera; Apidae. The coding region runs from base 16 to 1029 and encodes 337 amino acids. The record is from RefSeq and is a predicted model, not a curated record. The transcript has 2 exons.
AAUCUGAAAAAAGAAAUGUACCUCAACGCUUUAACGUUUCUGUUGCUGGGUCUGGCAAUAAUUGGCAAUUGCUCAGUUCCAACGGAGAAGAAAGAAGAAUCUAAGGAAGAAGGAUUGAAAGAGGAGGAGCCGAAGAUCGAGCAGACUGGCGAAGACGUGGACAGAUCUAAGAAGUCGAUACUUCUUCACAAGAUGACAGGAGCGCAACACAUUCAGAAAGUUUCAAAUAACGUUCAAACCCUGAACAUACAGCCGGAUGUAAAAUCUACCAACAUUCAAUUUCCACAAUUUCCUGUUCAAACUGUUAACAUCCAAGAACGACAACCUGCUCAAAUCAACAUCCAACCAGCGGUUCAAACUGUCAACAUCCGGCCAGCUUCUCAGACAGUUCAAACUUUGAGCAUUCAAGGCCCGCAAUCUGUCCAAACUUUGAACGUUCAAAACCCACAAUCCGUUCAAACUUUCAGCGUUCAAAGUCCACCGGCUGUUCAAACUUUCAGCAUCCAACCAAGUUUGCAAAGAGUCCAAAUUUUGAGCGUCAAAGCUCCACAAUCUUCUGUUCAAACUCUCAAUAUUCGGCCAGGAUCCCAACCAAUCUUGAGUUUGAUUCCACGCGAUCAAACCACUGCCAAUGUGAUCGCAUUUGGUCCUCAUUCGUCCAAGACCGUGCAAGUGUUCCAGCAGACCUAUCCCGGCUCUCAAACCAACGUGAACAUCGUCCAACCUUUCUCGAAAGAACCAGUAGUUGAGAAGGUCAUUCGUGCGGAAAAAAUCGUGGAGAAUGUUCCAGAAAGAGUGGUUGUUUCAGAGGUAGAAAAGGAGAUCGUGACACCAGUUUUCACAGAACAAGUUGUUAAUCCUCAAUAUUCCAGGGUCGUGGUCUCAGAACCCAAAACCAUGGCCUAUUUCAAGUAUCCUUUCUUGAAGUAUGGGAAACCGAACAUUAUCUCUACAGUGAAGUCUAAAUUGUUGGUUGAACAUCCUUCAAAAGUGAUGGAAAUUAAGGAACACGCCCUGUUUCAUAUAUAGAGAAUACCACAUAAUAUGCGAUAGAUCUAGUCUCCAAGAAAUGUAAAUCAAAAUUGUUGAGCAAUAUUUAUUUAAUUUAAUACUUGUUUUCAAUUCAAAU